AUGAAAAGAAGCAGCACUUUACAAGAUAUCCCUAAGUUUAUUAAUACAGCAGUUUCCCCUGCUGGCCUUUUUGUAUCUAUCACUUCUAAUUCAAUAAGCCAUGUAAUGAGAACCACAAAAGGGAAAGAAAAACUACUAGCCCUAGCCCAAUACUCCUCUGAGCUUUAUAAACUCACUAUGUUUGACUACUUAAAGGCAAACAAAAUCCAAGAAUGACCAAUAAAAGUCAAAAAUUUCCACGAAAUCGAAAAAUCUAUGAAAAAUGGGCGAAAAUUGAUGAGAGUCCUUAUGUUUUUUGACGAGCUCAACGUAAUUGAAAAAAUUUGGACUACAAACCGGACGCUUGAUUUUGUAAAAAUUUUGAGAAUUCUGGCACAUUUUGCUAGCACUGUUUAUUAUAUUCUAGACAACCUAGUUUGGCUCGCUGAUAUUGGAAUUAUAAGCAAAUUCAUAUCUACAGCCAAUAUUAGAUGAAAAGACACUAAAGACAUUUCUUGCAUAGCAAGGUGCAUACUACAAUUUACCAUUGAUUUUAUUACAGCAAUAAGAACUAAUAAACAUAUUAAGGCAGCGACUGAUAUCCUUCAAGAAAAUUCGACAAAAGUGAUUCAUGAGAAAGGAUAAAUAAAUGGCAUUCAGUUAGAGAGAAAUUAGCUCUACUAAUUUUCUCUCCCUCAUAAAUUUUUAUUUAGGCUCCUUCUCGAGAACUUCUGCACAGCAACAGCAGCUUAACUUUGGGAUAACCAGAGGAACUGCUGCUCACAGUGCAACCAAGAGGCUCAAAGUUUUACCUCUCAGCACAUCUGAGGAGAUGACCCUUUAGGCGGAACAAGCUCAGGAGCUGAUUGAUGGCAUUGCGCUGGAUGAGAAGCAUUGGCCAAGGUGGCAGGCCGUUUAUUUGAGAUACCGGCCUUUUGGAAUAGAAAUGCUUAUGACGUCACCAUUUUGACUCUGUCCUUUUAGUGGAGUGCAGCGUUAGACACUUUAAAAACUUUAAUUAAUGUAUGGAUGAUUCACGAGAAAGAUGAAAAAUAUCAGAAAUUAGUUGAAAAUUUAAUUGAUUGCAGACGUGAACUGAGAUUUAAAAAAAUCGAUAUUAUUGUUACAAUAUUAAGAUUCCUCAUGCUUGCAAAAGCUCUAAAUUUUCCAUGGACGAAAGGGAUGAGCCAUAUUUUCGUAGCAAUCUGUGGGGUUUGUUCAAAUUCUUUAUCAAUAUUCAAUAUUUUGAUAGCUGAGCCUGUAGUUAGAAUUGAAGCCAAACAAGCUCCAGAAAGCAAAGAUAAAAAGCUAAAUUUAAUUUCUUAA
Messenger RNA from Blepharisma stoltei, 1305 nucleotides. NCBI's taxonomy places the organism in Eukaryota, Ciliophora, Heterotrichea, Heterotrichida, Blepharismidae. The record is from the annotation of a GenBank genome assembly.